GCAACGAUGUCGUCAUCACACUAGUAACGUUGGUAGUAUUCGCAAAACAUUGACUGCCAACACCCAUGCUGUUCUAGAUCAUUUCUUUGCCUUUGAUAACCUGUUCUCAGUCUUUUGCUUGGUGUGAGGAAGCUACGAGCCCACAUAGAUGACCCUGGGGACCAUGAACCAUGAUACCAACAAAGAGGACCUCAUACAGCUAGAGCCACUUGUGCACCAAGUUGGAGGUCAUUCAUCCAUGUUUGUGUUGGAUGACACAACUUUAUGCAAACCACUGAUUGGGAGAGAAUACAGAUUUUACCGCACACUUCCCCCGGAAGUAAAGAAGUACACCCCACAGUUUCACGGUACAUUGCAAGUGGUCCUUCAAGAAGCAGGGGAUGGUUUGUCUCUGGCUGCGCUACCCAAUGAACAAAUGCCUUCAGCGAGAAGUAACCAAGCGGCGCUGAAGCAAGGAAGAUGUCUCAGGCGCAUUAGUUCCAGUAGUGUUGAACUAGAAAGUGAUGAAGAGGAUGAGCACCCAGUCACCCCACCAACAUCACCCAACAGUGCCUGCAGUGCGGCCACCAACACCAGAACCUCAGCAGAUGAAAAUUUAUCAUCUCUUACUCAUCCAGACACACACAAUCCUUGGCUACAGCAAUGCCACCAGACAACACUGCACAAACUGAAACAAAAGUCUGAUUCUUCUAAUGUUGUAGAAUGUAUAAUGCUGGAGAACCUCACCUUCAAGUUCAGAUAUCCAUGUGUUCUUGAUCUGAAGAUGGGGACAAGACAAUAUGGGGAUGACGCUCCGGAAAGCAAACGCAAAAGUCAAACUGCCAAAGCGGCUAACACAACCACAAUCACGUUAGGAGUCAGAUUGGUAGGAAUGCAGGUAUACAACAAGGAAGAAAAUUGUUAUGUUUGCAAGAACAAGUAUUAUGGGCGCCAGCUUUCAGAAGAUGGCUUCAAACAGACUUUAUGGCAAUUUCUACAUAAUGGUCGAAGACUUCGUUUAGAUAUAUUGGAAAUUAUUAUUAGCAAGUUAGAAGAAUUACAUACUAUUAUAUCUAAACUUGACUCAGUUCGUUUCUUUACUUCUUCGUUAUUAAUCCUUUAUGAUGGAAAUGAUCCUUGUCAUUUAAAGCCCCAUCAGCGUGAAAGUGAAAGAGAGAAGGAUAACAAAACUCCAGAUAACGCAAGAGUAAAGACAUGGACGGAGACACGGCAAGAUGACAGCACAACCCACCGUGAAAGUUGGCCAUCCAAGGAGGCCACGGCAUCAUCCCUAAGUGCCAAACACCCAGCAUAUAUGCGAGAAACACUGAUGACUGGGGGUGGGAAGGCGCCAAGAGAACAGAUCAGCAGAAGCGAAGGAGAACCUCCAUACAAGGCAAAAGGUCGGCACAGACACAGGGAGUGCAAACCACGCGUCGACAUCCGUCUCAUAGAUUUUGCUCAUGCUACUCAUAAGGGUAUGGGUGAUGCAAAAAGGUACCAUGGCCCAGAUGAUGGAAUCAUGUUAGGGCUAGAUAGUCUCAUCAAGAUAUUUCAUGACAUUAGAGAAAAAUUUGAUCAUUGACAUAAAUCUUCAUGGAUCUACUUAUCUUAGGUCUCUCACAGGUGUUCUUGUCUAUGUUAGACAUCAUUACAUCACACUUCAGAUUCAUAACAUCAUGAGUGUAUUGUGUAUGCAAAUGUAGUUAUGACUAUUAUUCCAUGUCAGAAAGAUGUAAAUAGGUUAUCACUGAUUCUGUAUUCCAUUGAAAGAGUAUAGAUUUAGCAGCCAGUGUUUCUUGGCCUGUAAAGUUUAUACUGAGUUUAAUGGUAAAAAAUCUCAUCUUUUGCAAAUGUUUGGCUGUUCAGAAGAGGAACAGUGCUGUGCCAAAUCAUCAUCUGUCCUUGCAUAUGUGUGUGUCGGGAAGGGAUCAGUUGAUAGGCGACGGAAGUCUUAAAAUUAUUCAGCAGGUUUGUUCUAUCGUCUCAUUUUCAUAUCCUAUAGUAAUGGCUUUAAGAAAGUAAAAUAUUCACUGGUUUAUAGGUUUAGUGAUGAGUCAUUAUUUAUAUUUUAAUUUGGUUGUGUUUUUUUUUUUCUUUUUUUUCUUUCUAAUUCAGAUCAUCUCUGGUUUGAAACAGAGGAGCAUCCUUUUUCUUUUUUUCUUUCUUUUUCUUCUUUUUUUUUUUUUUCUUUUUUACCUCAGUAUGUUAAGGAAGAAUGUUUUGAAGAUUUAUAAAAUCAAACAUAUAAAUAUUCAUUUCUUUUUAUUUUCCAUAUAAUGCCAGUUUUAUGAAACAUUCAUCUUGAAAAAAUCACAGAAAAGAAAAUUACAGGAGUAGCAAUAUUCAUGUGAAAAAUUUACGAACAUACAAAUAAUGCUUGAAUGUGCAUCUAUAUGUGUAUCACAUAAAAUAUAAAAGUAUGUAUGGUUACAUGUGUACAUAUAUUUUGUAUAUACAGUAUGUGUAAUACAGAUACUGAUGGAUUUCAUUACAUAGUGGACAUUUCAGUGCAAAAACAAGUAUCUAUACAUAACAUGCACAUAUAAUUUAACAUGCAGACACAAAAACACAUGUAUACACAUGUGGACACACAAUCACAGCUUCUUCAUUUAUAGAUAAGACUAUCACACAUAUGUAUAUCUAUGUACAUGAAAGAACUUGUAUAGAAUAUGUAUGUAAUGGAAGGUGAACUAGCCAGGUUAUAUCAGCACACAUAUGCUUUUCCAUAUUACAUUGCUUGUAUACCAGAAGGUGGUGAUUUUAGACAUUCAGGUAAUGUAUUUGUAAAUUACAUGUGAAUGGAGAUGGUGAUAAGAAAGUCUUCAAAUACUGUGUGAGAUUUACUGUUAGUGCACUUACAGAUGGUAAUGAAUUAAUACCAUGAGAUGCAUAUUU
Messenger RNA from Penaeus chinensis, 2877 nucleotides. It is a transcript of the gene Ip6k, whose product is annotated as inositol hexakisphosphate kinase 1-like. The coding region runs from base 149 to 1564 and encodes 471 amino acids. Gene Ontology annotation, molecular function: inositol hexakisphosphate kinase activity. NCBI's taxonomy places the organism in Eukaryota, Metazoa, Arthropoda, Malacostraca, Decapoda, Penaeidae. Gene Ontology annotation, cellular component: nucleus; cytoplasm. The transcript has 6 exons. The record is from RefSeq and is a predicted model, not a curated record. Gene Ontology annotation, biological process: inositol phosphate biosynthetic process; phosphatidylinositol phosphate biosynthetic process.